This is a messenger RNA of Lindgomyces ingoldianus, 942 nucleotides long. RefSeq lists its product as uncharacterized. Bases 1 to 942 code for a protein of 313 amino acids. Lineage: Eukaryota; Fungi; Ascomycota; Dothideomycetes; Pleosporales; Lindgomycetaceae. The transcript is spliced from 2 exons. The record is from RefSeq and is a predicted model, not a curated record.
AUGGACAACCUCUCCAUCACAGAGCAGAACCAACUCAAGCAGCUCCUUGAGCGAAAGCUCCAGGGCAUUCCCUUCGGUCACGUCGACAUCACCUUGGAAGACAUCGCCAACUUAUCCCUAAAAGCUCUCCAGCUACCAAACAUCCCGCCCGACAUCCAACUAGACUACUUCCUCCGCAACCGCUCCACCAUGCUGCAACACUUCGAUCUUCCCCACAAAUCCAUCACCGAGCAAUCCCUCACGCUCACGCGGGCAAUAUUCUUCUACCGGCUCUCCGAGCGCCACCAAUUCUGCCGCUACCAUGACCCCAUGCGCUGGAACACCCUUCUCUUCAUAACCCUGCUCACCGUCUCCCCAUCUUCCUUCCGGACCCUCUCAGCGAAGGAAUUCGCCAUCUCGUACCUCUUCGCAGUUCUCGAACACCAUAACAACCCGGGUAGGUUUGACAUGCGAGAGAAUUUUAUCAGGGUAUGGAAGUCUGGGAAGUAUGAGUUUUGGCGGUUUACGGCGAGUCAGGCGAAGGUUUUAAAGAGAGAGAGUAAGAGGUUACAUGAGGACAUGGAGAGAGAGCUAGAUAUUGCGAGGUAUCAGGUUGGGGAGGCUGAGUAUAUAGAUUUUGUAGCAGGGUUUGUGGGGAGUUUGGUUCCAGGGAGGAAGGAUCAGAGGGUGCGUUGUUAUCCGGGUGGGGAAGAAGCUAGUGAAGAGAAUGGGGAUGAUGCUUUUGGUAUAAAGGAGGAUGAGGAUGAGGAAGAGAAGAUGGUACAUAUUGCGGAUAACUAUAUGCUGAAGGCGCUGAGGGUGCCGAUUCAGGAGCAUGAUAUUGGGGAACCGGAAGAGUGUGGUCCGGAGAAUAGGGUCGCGAAGAUUGAGACUUCGAUUGACGCCCUGAAGAAGGUCAAGGCUAGAGAUAUCUUGCUAGAGCUUCUGAAUCUGUUUACUUGA